UGAUACCAGGCGAUUGUUUCGGUGAUGACUCUGACACGAGGCGGAUGGCUUGAUUAGGUGCUGUUCGCGGUGGAUGGACGAUGAGGUGGGCGGUCGGCGGUCCGGGCUGCUCUUCAACGUGGUCGGCAACGUCCUUGGACUCCUGGUGUCCGGCGCGCGGUGGUACGGCUGGCCCCUCUAUGCCAUGGAUGACGUCCUCGGCUUGGCAGGUGAUGUCGUCUGGUUCCUCUCGGCGUUCGGCGGGGUGCGUCGCGACUCCAGUCUUGACAUUCUCGGAUGAGGGUCCAGUCAACGGCGGGAGUGGGUGCAUGGUUAUCGGUUAGCCGCUGGUUUUUUAUCCGAGCAACGGUGCGAGAAAUGGGAGUUCCUGUUUCUGAGACGUCAUCGACUGAGUGCUCUUCUGAUGUUUCAUCCUCCGGCUCUUGGGCUACCAACGUAUCCUCCACCAGAAUGCAGCUCUCCUCCAUCUGCGUCGAAGAUAAAUCAUCCAGUACAUUGGGAUGGAAAUCGGCGGAUGCGGCGGCAGAUGUGGAUGGCGGCGAACAAUCGGGUGAGAUGUCUUCGGUGUCCGACAGACUUGGAUUGACCUGGUCGUUUCCUGCCAUAGUUUGCGGAAAAAUAGCGCAACGAAAGUGUGCAGUGAAUAAACGUGAAAGUGUUGUGAUAUACAAAAUAAUUAAUAAGAAAUCCAAUAGAAAUUGUGAUAGCUUCGUAGUGAGUGAAAUACAGAAAAAGUGGUUUAGCAAUGUGUUCAGU
Nilaparvata lugens (brown planthopper) is the source of this 756-nucleotide messenger RNA. RefSeq lists its product as uncharacterized. The transcript is spliced from 3 exons. Lineage: Eukaryota; Metazoa; Arthropoda; Insecta; Hemiptera; Delphacidae. The record is from RefSeq and is a predicted model, not a curated record. The coding region runs from base 81 to 323 and encodes 80 amino acids.